Molecule: messenger RNA, 721 nt
Organism: Nicrophorus vespilloides
Lineage: Eukaryota; Metazoa; Arthropoda; Insecta; Coleoptera; Silphidae
Exons: 4
Coding region: 29-721 (230 amino acids)
Source: RefSeq, a predicted model, not a curated record
ACAAACAGUGCGUGCACAUUCAUAAACAAUGAGCGCACAUCAAUUCUACAAGUAUUUCGUGUUCUUCGCAUUUGCUCUUAUGGGAGCAUUAACUUUUUCUGAUUUCGAAGGUAAAGUGCAGGUAAUAUUGGACGAUGAUGGUAAUGAUUUCUACUUGGUUCCAAUAGAUCUACUCGAUCAUAUAAGAAACAAAAGGGCUACAAACAUCUCAUCUGGGGGUAAUAGUAACGGUGAUUACGUUCGAAUUUCCACGGAUCUCCAUAAAACCGCUGAUUACAAUCUCCAAGGUGGAGCCUUUGGUAAUACUGAUGCAAAUAGACAAUCUAUUUCUGGAGGACAGCUCGAUUUAUCACAUAUUCCUUCAGAUUCCAAAUUAAGCGGAAUUUUAACCACCAAAGGGGUUUACUUGGACGGAAACUUGAACGGAAAUAAUUUUCAGUUGACCGGCUCGGGUUUUGCGGAAAAGAAUGAUUUCAAUAAAGUCGAGUCCGGUGGGAGGGUGACUCUCACGCACACACCAUCAGAGAGCAAUGUGAAUUUUGCGUUGAAAAACGUGCCAGGAUCGGGUACAGUGCAGCAAACCGGAGGAACGUACAACUUCUUUAAAACUGCUGAUGGCAGAGGAACGAUUGGUCUGACUGGUAAUUAUAAUGUCAAUCGUGGAGGAGGUGGCGGUACUCGUAGCUGCAAUGCAUUGUUACACGGAAAAUAUUCUUUCUAA